GACUGGAACCAGUGUUUGCUCAUUGACGUCAGUGAGCGUGAUCCUUCAGACCGGCCGGACGGCAUUCCGCACAGACUGCUGGCUGAAGUCUGCAAGCCAGGUGAGAGCAUUGUGAUCUUGUCCGACGUGAUCAACAAACCGGACUAGUUGUGUCUGACUCCCGAACCUCUUGCUUUAAUGCUUUUCACUUGGCUCCACAUUUGGAACAAACAUCUACUCAGACACAAGGAUGAACUCAAAAGAAUUUAUUGUCACAAAAACAUUUUUGGCCAUCAUUGGGGGCUUCAAAAGCCUAUUACUGCAAUUUCACACAAACAUCUAAUCAGAUCAAAUUAUUACCUAAAGCAUUAGACAUGUCAACCAUCUUUGAGGAACACCAUUUGUGCCACGACAGCAGUCAGCUCUCCUCUGAGCAGUUUUGCAAUGCUGAACGCAUUUACAUCCGGGACGAGAACACGUUCAUUUUCAACAAAGUCCUGGUGGGGCAAACAGCCCAGGCCCCCUUCAAAAUAACCAACAACAGCAAGGUGCCCUGUGUGCUCAGCUUGGCAAUUAAGUACAUUGGCUCUAAGACUUCUCGAAUUGCGGAUGUUUUUAAUUUGUCUGCUGCAACGCUGAGCAUCCCCAGGCAGUCACACUUAUUCGCUGUGGUCACCUUCACACCCCAGACGAUGUUGUGCUACAACGCUGUGUUUGAGGCCACAAUGGAGGUAACCAGCAGGUACGAGUUGGUGACUGAGUAAGCACUGCUCUCUUUGACGUUGAUUGGUCCCAUUUAUUUCUACUACCAAGUGUAGUAACAGAACAGCAUCAGCACUUUAUUUUCCUUGCUGACCGCUGUGCAUCUCCUCUUCUCUCUGUCUC
Molecule: messenger RNA, 864 nt
Organism: Pungitius pungitius (ninespine stickleback)
Lineage: Eukaryota; Metazoa; Chordata; Actinopteri; Perciformes; Gasterosteidae
Product: hydrocephalus-inducing protein-like
Exons: 2
Coding region: 354-743 (129 amino acids)
Biological process (GO): axonemal central apparatus assembly; cilium movement
Cellular component (GO): axoneme
Source: RefSeq, a predicted model, not a curated record